This is a messenger RNA of Pocillopora meandrina, 885 nucleotides long. NCBI's taxonomy places the organism in Eukaryota, Metazoa, Cnidaria, Anthozoa, Scleractinia, Pocilloporidae. The record is from the annotation of a GenBank genome assembly.
CGGUACUGGAAAAACCUUACAAGGCCACUACGUCCUAAGAGGAAGCUCGUUGCGCUGUUCUUGCUUGUGCUUACCGUAUGGUUACUUGGGACGAAAACGCUAUCCACGUCGCUGCCUCACCAACUUCGCUUACAGCAGAUAGAUUGGCAGCCGAUACCUUACACGAGGCUAGGAAAGUGCGAGUCGAAAGCAGAUGGUAGCAUUUACUGCCCUGAUAUUCGCAGCAAAGGGUCGACAUCGCUUCGACGAGCUCAACUAGUACUCACAAGGGUUCUUCGGAUCUUCGAUAUCAUUUCCAAGAAGCACGGCAUUAAAUAUUGGCUCUGUAAAGGCACUCUGCUGGGUGCCGUUCGACAUAGCGGACAUAAUCCUUUUGACGAUGACGUAGACAUUUGUAUCCCCAAAAUAGACUAUCAAACAUUUAUCAAGUCCGGUGUCAGUGAGCUUCCAGAAGAUAUAUUUUUUCAAACAGAGGACACAGAUGUUCAUUACAAAGUUCCGCCGCAGAGCGGGAUGCUAGGGAAAUUACGCGACACCAAAAGCUGUUAUAAAUACUGUUUGCAUAGCAGCUGUAAGCACGCAGAUGGUCUUAUGAUAGAUAUGUUAGUCUUGGAGAAGGACAGCGAUGGAAACUUCAUCGAAUUGUUCAGUCACACCAAUUGGUUUUUACGAAGGUUUAUCUACGGACCUAUAAAAAGAAAAGAAAGCGACGUUUUUCCUUUGAUAGAAGUGAAUUUCGACGGUUUUUUAGUGCCAGCUCCUCGCGAAUGGAGAAAAAUUCUCGAAUCGUAUUACGGCGAUUUUAUGAGCAUACCAUACGGGAAGUCGCCCGCCUUUCUUGAUACAGAUGCAUUGAGGAGCUGCGAGGAAAUAGUAAAAUCUUGA